AUGACAAUUCUUAUCUGUCUUUUGGAUCAUUCACUACUCAUUUCUACACAAACUUCAGCCGGCAGAUUUCAUUAUCAUCAUGAACCUUCAGCUCAUCAACAACAACAAAAAGCAGACCAAGUGAGUGGACUGCCUGGUCAGCCUCCGGUGAGCUUUAAGCACUUUGCCGGAUAUGUUACCGUCAACAAAACUCAUGGAAGAGCGCUCUUCUAUUGGUUCUUUGAAGCAAUCAACAACCCUCAAGAUAAACCCCUCCUCCUUUGGCUCAACGGAGGGCCUGGAUGUUCAUCAGUUGGGUACGGAGCAACAGAGGAGUUAGGCCCUUUCUUCGUUCAAAAGGGCAGCGAACCGAAGCUCAAGUUCAACCCUUACACGUGGAACAAUGCUGCCAAUUUAUUGUUUGUGGAGUCUCCCGUGGGAGUGGGAUUUUCUUACACGAAUACCAGUGAAGAUAUCGGGCAACUUGGCGAUAAAAUUACAGCUGAGGAUUCUUACAACUUUCUCAUCAACUGGUUUCAACGGUUUCCAGAAUACAAGUCUCAUGACUUCUAUAUUGCAGGAGAAAGCUAUGCAGGGCAUUAUGUUCCACAGCUUUCUGAGCUCAUCGUUGACAGAAACCAGAACCUGUCCAAGGAGAAUUAUAUAAACUUGAAGGGAUUCAUGAUUGGGAAUGCAGUAAUAGACGAUGAAACAGAUCAGAAGGGAAUGAUUGAUUACGCGUGGGAUCAUGCGGUCAUCUCUGAUCGCUUGUACCAGGAUAUCAAGAACGAAUGCGACUUCAGUGAGAAAAAGUUAUCAAGACUGUGUAAUAAGCUGAUAGACGAGUACUUUGAUGUCUACGAAAUCAUAGACAUGUACAGCUUGUACACUCCCACGUGCCUCAGUAACAACAGCAGCGCCACCACCGCUACCAGGCAAUCCCGCACCAUGCAAGGCGCCCCCACUCUGUUUUCGAGACUUGAUGUAAGGCACAAGAGACCAGCAGGUUAUGACCCUUGUGCAUCAGAAUACAGUUAUGUGUAUUUGAAUAGGCCGGAUGUUCAAAAGGCACUGCAUGCCAAUGUCACCAAAAUUCCCUAUCCAUGGACUCACUGCAGUGAUAACAUCACCUUCUGGGAGGAUGCACCACCCUCCAUUCUUCCGGUGAUUGGAAAGCUUGUAGCGAGUGGCCUCCGGGUUUGGAUUUACAGUGGGGAUACUGAUGGGAGAGUUCCAGUAACAUCAACAAGAUACGCCUUGAAAAAGCUGGGAUUGAAGAUUAAUGAAGAUUGGACUCCUUGGUACAACAACAAACAGGUUGGCGGGUGGAGAGUGGCGUACGAUGGGCUUAUGUUUGUGACAAUUAGAGGAGCAGGUCACCAAGUUCCGGAGUUUGCACCAAAGCAGUCGCUCCUCCUGGUUGAACACUUCCUGGCUAAUAGGACACUCCCAUCUAAACCAUUUUAA
Molecule: messenger RNA, 1446 nt
Organism: Prunus armeniaca (apricot)
Lineage: Eukaryota; Viridiplantae; Streptophyta; Magnoliopsida; Rosales; Rosaceae
Source: the annotation of a GenBank genome assembly